GUGACUUUGAAUUAAAAGCGAUAUGCCUCCAGAAAGUGAUGGAUGCAGGUUAGAGUGAGCUCAGUCACCAGAGUAAAAUUCGGGUGUGUCCGUUUCUUAGCUGGGUUUCAUGUGAGGAGAUGGAGGAGAGGUGAUGGUGCUACAGCUAGGAUACCAAGCCAGUGACCACUGUUCAAGACCGUGUUUCAACACUCGCAGGUCUUAUCCCAGUUCUGUUCUUGCUGACAGAACCACGAAUAUUUAAGCUAAAAUGUGACAAAACACGAUCUUUUCCUAAUCCUGACCAAGAAUCAGCAGAGUCAGCAUGUCUGUGGUUUGAAUAUUUGUUCUGCUGAUUUGAUGGCAACUGGCAGCAUUUAAAUAAUGUUUUUAAAUACACUUGAGUUAUUAAAUCCAUGUGAGAUAGUCUCUCAUUAACAGAGUUUAAAAGGCUGCAGCUGCACGGCAAAAUCUGUGGAACAAUCUCUAAAAUAAUCUAAUAUAUAAAACAUAAACUGCCCUCAAAAAACUUCAACUAACCAACAGUGGUUAGAUAAACACUGUAACAUUUAACCUUCAGUGUGUGACCACCGUCCUGACUCUGUAACAGGGAAUUAGUUACCCACAGUUAAAAUGAUUGUUCACGAGGGGUUGAUGUUCAUUUGUCCACUUUCCUCUUCAUAAGAAGCAUCUCACCUGACAUCUAGUGGUUAGUUCAUGUGUGUUAGCUCAGUGCUAACGUUAACUGGGUCAGUGGGUUCAAAUGGGUGGACUUUGCCAGAUUAAACAACACAGAGCUGUGGACAUAGAACCACCUUAAAGGUCCUCUUCAAAUACUGACGCGUUCUGUUCUCUCUCUACUCAGACCCGUCACACUUUAGGUCCCGUCUGACAAUCCCAAAAUAUUGAGAAUGAGACUCAAAAAAUGUCCUUCAACAUGAAAUCUUACAGGCCCUAACAGCGAAAUGGUAAAAUGCUUUCACAGAACCUGCUCGCUGGAUCUAAAUCCAAUUUCAUGUGUAUACUAGCAGGCCUAGAAUAUAAAAGUUAUCUACAUCAAAACAAAGCCACCAGUUGCUAGCCUGGGUGACAGUUUAGCAAGCUAAUAACGCCAAAAACCAGCUGCUAGUCAAGUUGUUGCCAUGGCGUCAGCAGCUCUGGAGCUGAUGGGCUUCUUCCUGGGCCUGCUGGGGAUGCUGGGUACACUGGUGUCCACAGUGCUGCCGUACUGGAAGAUCUCUGCACACAUCGGCUCCAACAUCGUGACGGCGGUGGCCAACAUGAGGGGCCUGUGGAUGGAGUGUGUCUACCAGAGCACGGGGGCCUUCCAGUGCGAGACCUACAACUCCAUGCUGGCCCUGCCGGCCGACCUGCAGGCCUCUCGAGCCCUCAUGGUCAUCUCCAUCGUGCUGUCGGUCCUCGCCAUCGCCGUGGCGGUCCUGGGGAUGCAGUGCACGCUCUGCUUGGAGGGUUCAGGUGCAGUUAAGAGUCGUGUGGCCGGAGCCGGUGGCGGUCUAUUCCUUGCUGCGGGCUUCCUGGCGCUCAUACCUGUGGCGUGGACCACACACGAGGUGGUCCAGACCUUCUACCGACCAAACUUACCCUCCAGCAUGAAGUACGAGCUGGGGGAGUGUUUGUACGUCGGUCUGGCCUCUGCGCUCGUCUCCAUGCUGGGAGGAGGGUUGCUGUGUGUGUCGUGCUGCGACGAGCAGGAUGGCGGGCGUGGCCGACGGCACGGCGGGGGGUAUCCGUAUCCCAUAGGAGGCGGCACGCUGGGCGCAGGCGCACGGACAACCUCACAGACCUACCGCAACCCCACCCUGCAGGCUGGAGGCAUCAACACAGCCAGCAGGGGGGCGACGCUGGUCCGCAGCGCCAGCGGCAGCUCCCAGGGUGCACCUGGAGCCCAAGGUGCCAAGAAGCCCACUGCGGCAGGAUAUGACAUCACAGGAUACGUCUGAGGUCACUCCAUCGUUUGAUUCAAUAUAUUUAAACAGUGUAUUCAAAUGAAUGUUGUCGCUCAACUCUGAAGAUUUCUGGAAAGUUUUGUUAAAGAAAGUGGAACAGCUGGAGGACAGUUACCAUGACGACCGCCACAACAACACCGCCACAAACUGUCGGACAGUUUCUCUCGUCAGAUGUUUCAUCUUUUCUUACAGUUGUACAUUUAUAUGAUGUCACACAUCACCAUCACCUCAGGAGCAACACACACAGACGAAGAUUAAAGGAGCAGUUCACCCAUUAAUGUAACUCCAGUCCUCCUCUCCUCCUCCUGAGGAUAUAAAGUCCUCCUCUCCUCCUCCUGAUGAUAUAAAGUCCUCCUC
Molecule: messenger RNA, 2303 nt
Organism: Acanthopagrus latus (yellowfin seabream)
Lineage: Eukaryota; Metazoa; Chordata; Actinopteri; Spariformes; Sparidae
Gene: cldn2
Product: claudin 2
Exons: 2
Coding region: 1122-1940 (272 amino acids)
Biological process (GO): bicellular tight junction assembly; cell adhesion
Cellular component (GO): plasma membrane; bicellular tight junction
Molecular function (GO): structural molecule activity
Source: RefSeq, a predicted model, not a curated record